Molecule: messenger RNA, 414 nt
Organism: Emiliania huxleyi CCMP1516
Lineage: Eukaryota; Haptophyta; Isochrysidales; Noelaerhabdaceae
Exons: 2
Coding region: 1-414 (137 amino acids)
Source: RefSeq, a predicted model, not a curated record
AUGCUGCCCAGGCAGGCCGAUAUCGACAACAGGGCGUCAAACGGACCGUGGAGCACGGAGCCUAGCAGCGGUGGCCUCAGUCCACCCCCGUAUCGCAUCAUCAACCAGACUGGUAGAUGCACUGGAAAGAGGAUGAUUGUCUUUGCUGCGCCACUGGAGGAGUCCCACCUCUGGACUCAACAGACCAAUGCGGUCGUGGAGCCUGGCCUCAGACUUCCCCCGUAUCGCGUUGAGCCGCUGGAGCUGCUACCGGUGUCGCCAGAAUUCAUCCGGACCAGUGUUCAUACUGGGAUCGAAUACGUCAACUUGUUCCUCUCGAAAGGGACACUAUGCCCGGCCCGCGCCGCUAAAAAACUUUCGACGCUGCCGAUUAUUGGCAAGUGCUCGAGCCUCCGCCUGUCUCGGCCUCGCUAA